Molecule: messenger RNA, 1317 nt
Organism: Prunus avium (sweet cherry)
Lineage: Eukaryota; Viridiplantae; Streptophyta; Magnoliopsida; Rosales; Rosaceae
Product: alpha/beta-Hydrolases superfamily protein
Biological process (GO): lipid storage
Cellular component (GO): lipid droplet
Molecular function (GO): lipase activity
Source: RefSeq, a predicted model, not a curated record
AACAAAAAACCGAAAUACAGAGAAAUGCUCCUUCGGCUCUUUCCUUCCAUUGCCCGACCCUUCUUCUCACUCUCUUCCCGGUCAAGAUUGUAUUGUGCGAGCAGAGAAAUGGGCCAGGACAGUUCAGAAUGUGAAGUGAUUCAAGUGAAGAGGCGCGCUUCAUUUCGUUUAUGCAAUGUGUCAAGUUACACUACUGAAAUACUGGAGAUUCGAGCUGACGAUCCAACAUUGCAUGUUGUAGUUAUCCCUGGAAAUCCAGGUGUUGUUUUAUUCUAUAAAGAGUUUUUGGAGUCACUAUAUGAGCUGCUGGGUGGAACUGCGUCUGUGACAGCUGUUGGGCAUAUAUCUCAAACCAAAAAGAGCUGGGAGCAUGGAAGGUUGUUCUCAUUACAAGAACAAAUUAAUCAUAAGAUGGACGUCAUCAAACAGGAAUUGCAAAAUAAUGAAGUUCCUAUAUUACUGGUUGGGCACUCUAUUGGUUCAUAUAUAUCUGUCGAAAUGUUUAAGAGGUCUCCAGAGAAGGUGAAAUAUUGUAUCGGACUAUAUCCAUUUUUGGCGCUAAACCCACAAUCCAGAAAGCAGUCUAUUAUUGGGAAGAUUGCAGAGUCCCGUAUUCUAUGUGUUGUCUUCAGCUUUAUUGUUGCACUCUUGGGUUUGUUGCCUAUCCGACUGUUGAGGUUAAUUGUGACCAUGUUCCUUGGGAAGUUCUGGUCAGCUACUGCAGUUGACGCUGUUUGCUCUCACUUGGUAAAGUACCAUACCAUGCGAAAUGUCCUCUUUUUGGCAAUGACAGAAUUCAGAAAGCUUUCAGAAACACCAGAUUGGGCAUUCAUGAGGGCAAAUCAACACAAAAUUGCAUUUUUGUUUGCCAUUGAUGAUCACUGGGGUCCACUGCAAAUGUUUGAAGAGAUUUCCAAGCAGGUUCCAGAUGCUGCUCUAUCAAUUGAAAGAGAGGGCCUCACUGAUCAUGGUUUUUGUUGCACUGAGGCCGGUUCAUUGUGGGUUGCUGAGCAUGUAGCAAAGUUGAUCAAGAAUCAAAAAGCAUCACAGUAAUUACCUGGCCCAGCCCACCAUGUUCCUCUUUAGGAUGCAAAGGUUGGACUUGCAAUUGGAUGCAUAAUAAGUCAAUAAAAGAGUGUACAGUACACUUAAUUGUUACUUAUACUAGAGUCUAGAGACAACAAAUUGGUUUAAGCUGCCUGCUUGUGGACAUUAGCAUUUCUUCAUACCUCUAAAAAUAAAACUAUUUAUACCCCAUUUACUAAUAAAACUAUGUUGUUAGAUUGUGAAUUUAACUCUGUAUUGAACUUUAAUAAA